Molecule: messenger RNA, 2304 nt
Organism: Sabethes cyaneus
Lineage: Eukaryota; Metazoa; Arthropoda; Insecta; Diptera; Culicidae
Exons: 2
Coding region: 1-2304 (767 amino acids)
Source: RefSeq, a predicted model, not a curated record
AUGGAUUUCCUCAAAAGUCUUCUUCCCCCGAUGAGGAUGCCCAAGCUGAAACGCUUCAAGCAGUGGAAUGGCGGCUCGAUACUGAAUCUCAGCCAGCUGACCAGUCUAGCAUCGCGCAGCCGAAACGUCGGUACGGUCGCAUCUGCCGUUGGCGGACCGCCUGGCGCCGAAGGCGCCAAAAAGCGACAAACGCGUUCGGAAAUUUCCACCGUUUCCGGUUCGGUGCAAAUAUCGCCCAUCACGGUGACGGCCGGCGGGUUGUACGCACUGAAGUGCGACCGAAGUGCCGCGAAACGCGGCAUACUGUUGAACUUGCCGCGCAAGCUCGGCGGUCAUCAGCCUACGCCGACGCCGGAAGGCGGCAUGGUUCAUGAGAAGUUUUCCCCCUGUAAGAGGAGUUACGAGACGGUUGAGCCGCCUCCGCGGCGUAAGCGGUUUAGGAAGCGUCAGCAACAGAUGGAGUUGGAACAAGCGACGACACCGGAAGUGCGUUCGACCGGUCCGAUCUAUUGCGGCGAUCGUCUGCUGGAGCGGAACCGCAGCGAGCUGUUUCGGAUUGCCGAGCGGGGAUCGUGCGAGCGGUUGGACGACGCACGGCGAUCGGAGCUUCCUCCGCCAACCGCCCGGCGGUUGGCCGGCGAAAGGAAGGCUCGAUCGGUCGACAAUAUACUGGCGGAGCUGAGAAGUUGCUGCCCGCUGGCAGCGGUAGCGUCGGCGACGUCGGAAACAACGGACGACAGCGAGGAGGCCGAACGGCAGGUGCAAUCGUUGCGGGAGGAACGACGGGUGCGAACAUUUCCGGCUAGGCUGAAGUAUAGUGAAAGUGUGGAAAGUGAGGCGGCGCCAGAGGAGACUGGUCGGCUGGCUAGGAAGAGUAAACUGAAGAAGACGAGCGAUUACUCGAUUGAUAAUAAUUCCGAUGAGAUUGAGGUGCGAUUUCGGAACACGGGCGGUAGUACGGAGAGUGAGGAGAUUAGUAGUUUGGGACCACCCCUGCCCAGUCGGGUGGUGACGCUGAGACAGGAGAGUGUAAAGAAGCCGGUUAAGGUCAAGCCGAAACUGCCGGAGAAGCCUCCACCGAUGAAGCCGGUAGAGCAGAUUGUGAGUCCGAAAGAGUUAGCGGAAAACUUCCGACCGCUUGCGGAGGUACUGCAAGAGUCGCUUAAAAGUUCCGAUCUGAAGCGGAAGUGGAUGAACGAUUUCCUGACCGAAAGUGAUGAUGAACCGGCCAAACAGACCGCGAAGCGGCAGCAAUCGACCGAGUCGUUGACGAAGAAAUUCGAACUGGUGGCUAAGUUCGAUCGGCAGCUGGAGGCUUUGGAGGCGGGACGGAAACUGGACUCGCAAGAUUCAACCGAAAGUAUUAACAUUUUUACGAAACCCAAAAAUGACUUCGAAGAAUUCGACAAGCUGUUUGAAGGCGAUCGACCGUCGCUGCAGUCAACCGGCAGCGCCAAGAAGACCGUCACUAUGAACGAUAACAUAACCUACAUUCACCGAAGACCUAACCUCAAUUUUUCCUCCUCCUCUUCGACGGAGUCGAACAGAAAGACGUCGACACCACCUCCACCUCCCCCUCCCCCUCCUCCACCACCUCCGCUUCCUGAACAACUAUAUUCGAGUCUCUCCGAGACUCGUCAACCGAAAAGUACGGUCAACAUUCAAGAUUACUAUGAGAAGAAUCUGCAGCGAGUUCGCUGCGUUUCGGCGCCAUCGCCUUCGCAGUGCGUCGACGAAGAGGAAAAGUGCUCGCCGGAGGCGGCUGGUGAGCCAAAGGAGUUACACGAAGCCAUCAACAAUAAUAUAGUGCUUCCUUUAUAUUUAAUUAACAGUACUGAUGACGUAGUUAGCCGCGAGCCGGUCAGCAAAAUCUAUAAUCAACCAACCCUUAACGACCAUAUCCCGUGUAAUAUUAAUCUCAGUAACAAUACUACCCCUACUAUUAGUAGCUUUAGAACCGGAAGCAGUUCCGCCGGAACGGCAACCAACAGUGGCGGCGGCGUCUUUAUAGUGGGCGAAACAUUUAAGCGAACCGCCGAAUCGGAGGCGGUUGUUGCCGGUGGGACGCCCCUCGCAGCGCGACCGCAAGUAAGGCGUUACGUUAAUUACAAGUUCGAUGAUUACUGUCAUAUCACUUACAACAACAACAAUAAUAGCAACAAGAGCGUAAGCAGCGACACCACGGCUGGCAGCGGAUGCCAACCGCCAGGAACGGGACCGGAACGCAAGCGUUCCGCAAGGAAGUUCAAUAUUCACGACUUCCGCGACAGCUACUACAACGAGGACGGUGUCAUCAUUAUCUAA